AUGAAGCUUCUCCUGAUCUCCAUGUUGCUCCUGCUGCUGUGCAGCGCCCAAGUGCUCGCGCUCAGAUGCUACACCUGUGAGGGGGAGGGCGACGACAUCUGCAAGACCGAAACCGACUGCCCGGCCUCCUCCCAGUACUGUAAGACCGUCCAGCACGGCGAUCAGCUCUCCCGGACGUGUGAGGAGUUCUGCGCCGAGGACUACUUCACCACCUGCUGUGAAGAAGACAUGUGCUAG
This is a messenger RNA of Menidia menidia (Atlantic silverside), 237 nucleotides long. The record is from the annotation of a GenBank genome assembly. Lineage: Eukaryota; Metazoa; Chordata; Actinopteri; Atheriniformes; Atherinopsidae.